GUAUUAUGGAUAUAUACAUAUCACUGGCUGACAGUCUUGAGCCGUUUAUUUUUCAUAAUUAACUGCGUUUCCAUCUUAAGACACUGAUGCAGUUCGGCAUCAUAGUCACACUUUCCCUCCACAAACCCUUUCAUUAUCCAUGGUACAGCCGAUACAGUAGCCUUUCCCCCAACCCUCGACAUCCCUCCCUCUGAACACAGCCGGCACACAUUCCUUAACAUCUGCACGAGGUUAGCGCGUGUAGCACUGCGACCGCCGGCGUCUCACGCGCCAGCACGUGCCUCCCACCGGCAACAACUAACUUAAACUUUUUUAAUUUUUUUUUUCAUCGAGGGGAGUAAACUCUGGUAGCAGUCGAGCACAUCCGUGUGAAGCUGGAAACCUGGAUUCCUAUCUCGCUGCGAAAGUGUGUUAACAUUCUAUUCGUCCCUGCCGUGCGUGUUCCUGUACCUAACAGUGUGAUGACUGUGGCAGUGCGAGGGCGCAAAAGCUGAUCAAAGAAACUCUUUUACUCUCUACUUUAUUCUCAGUGCCAGCUUCAACAACCGGCGCUGCUUGCAGAGAAAAACUUUUGUGUCAGGGAUUAGGAUAAGUGGGUUGCGAAGCAUUCCACAGCUCGCACCGACCCGCCGCCACCCGAGGCUGUGUUUCUAGGAUUCAACUUGGCGAGCUGUCGGGACCAGAGUUUUGGAGUUCCUGGGAUUUGUAGACAGACCCAGCAGUGCCCUGUCAUCAUUAGCAGGUCUGGAAUCACAGAGCAUCUUGAUCUGGAACUUGAGGAUUUUUUUCUGACUGAAUUCCGAAGCGCUCCCGUUGAUAUUUUAUCACUAAGCUAAGAAUGGACGAUCGAAAAGCCGCCGAGAGUUCUCUCGUCAACGUCCCUCUCGACACCCAAGACCACGACAACCAUAUUGAUGAAGAUGUCUCGUUAGACGCUGACCAAUCAGGAAGUGCUGUGACGUCACAGCCACGGCCUCAGAAGACGUCACGUGUGCCCGUGUGCAUGCCUUUCGACGAGGCGCACAGCGAGAGGGAGUGGUCGUCUGGACUGUGCACGUGCCGGUCCGAACAACGACCGUGUUGCUGGAUGUGCUGUUGCUGGCCAUACUACCGCUACGCUGUGUCCACCCGGCUGGGCGAGACCCCCUUCAUGCCCCUCAUACCCUGCGCUGCCUUCGCACUGCGGGUGAAGACCCGCGCACUCUUCAGCAUCAAGGGAUCCAUCCUCCAGGACUUUUUCACAGCUCUGUGCUGCGAGCCCUGUGUCAUCUGUCAGAUCACUCGCGAGCUGGACAGCGUUGGACUCUAGCGACGUCACACUUGUACCCACAGUGGUUUGAUACCAAUGGGAUCAACAGCUUGUAAACAUGCCAGUAGUCUUCCAUCUGAUAAUUUCACAACAACUCUAAUGCUAGCAUCUCUACAUUGUGUCAUGAACUCUUGAGAAAAACCAGAUCACACUCCCUCCAUUCGGCUUUUUGUGCAGGAGGAGUUUUUUAAGUAUUGAAUCUCGCUGGAAGCUGACCAUCUUAUCCAUGCCAUCACAUCUCAGCAGUUAAGGUGGUAUUUAUCUAUGACUCUUGCUAAACAAUUGACCGCUGUCUGUCAGUCUGCCUAUUACAAAAUCAGCGCCAUCUGUCUACGCGCGCUACCAUCAGUGUUGUUUGUGUGUUUGUUCUAUCCAGGCUUGAUUACUGCAGCUACAGUCUGGUGCUUAGAGCUUGUAACGGGACCACACCACCCCUCUUCUUCGUUUUCUACACUUGCUUCCCAUCCGUUCUCACAUCCAGUACAAACUGUCCGUGCUGUGUUUUAGUUUCUUUGCUGGCACCUGCCCUGAUUAUUUCUCUGAACUGUUUUUCCCUUACAUCCCAGCUAGACAACUCCUCUCCUCAACUGUGGCCACAGGAUGCUUAGCUAUUGUGCAGCGAAAAAAUGGAACUCUCUCCCUUUCCUACCCACUAUUGAACCCCUUAAACGUGCACUGAAAACACACCUCUUCUGUUCACAUGACUCCUAACAACCUUUCCCAUAAUGUUAGUCCUUUGUCACACCCUUC
This is a messenger RNA of Pomacea canaliculata, 2059 nucleotides long. RefSeq names its product cornifelin homolog. The transcript has 4 exons. The record is from RefSeq and is a predicted model, not a curated record. The coding region runs from base 839 to 1309 and encodes 156 amino acids. Lineage: Eukaryota; Metazoa; Mollusca; Gastropoda; Architaenioglossa; Ampullariidae.